This is a messenger RNA of Morus notabilis, 1921 nucleotides long. RefSeq names its product protein NUCLEAR FUSION DEFECTIVE 4. The transcript has a single exon. The record is from RefSeq and is a predicted model, not a curated record. The coding region runs from base 153 to 1874 and encodes 573 amino acids. Gene Ontology annotation, cellular component: membrane. NCBI's taxonomy places the organism in Eukaryota, Viridiplantae, Streptophyta, Magnoliopsida, Rosales, Moraceae.
UACUUCCGACUUUUUUCACAGGGUGGAUAACAAAAAUCCUAAAAAAAACAUCCUAUUUAUCAGCUCAUCUCCCAUCAUCUCUCCUCAACCCAAACAAUACCCUCCAAAACCUCUCUCUCUUCUCCUUUCUCCUCCACCCAAAACCAAUUCCAAUGGCGGAGCUCCUCCGCUUCGCCGUACACGUCAUCAAAGGCCGGUGGUUCAGCGUCUUCGCCUCCUUCCUCAUCAUGUUCGGCGCCGGCGCGACUUACCUCUUCGGCGUCUACUCAAAGCAGAUAAAAUCCUCCCUCGGCUACGACCAAAAGACCCUCAACCUCAUCGGCUUCUUCAAGGACCUCGGCGCCAACGUCGGCGUCCUCUCCGGCCUCAUCGCCGAGGUCACCCCCACCUGGUUCGUCCUCCUCAUCGGCUCCGCCAUGAACUUCGCCGGCUACUUCAUGAUCUGGCUCGCCGUCACCGGCAAGAUCGCCAAGCCCAAGGUCUGGCAAAUGUGCCUCUACAUCUGCAUCGGUGCCAACUCCCAGAACUUCGCCAACACCGGCGCUCUCGUCACCUGCGUCAAGAACUUUCCCGAGAGCCGCGGCGUCGUUCUCGGCCUCCUCAAGGGCUUCGUCGGCCUCAGCGGCGCCGUCAUGACGCAGCUCUACUUGGCCAUUUACGGCGACGAUUCCAAGUCUCUGAUUCUCCUCAUCGCCUGGCUCCCGGCGGCUUUAUCUGUCGUUUUCGUCUACACCAUUCGGACGAUGAAGCCCGAUCAUCCGAGCAAGCAAAAGAACGAGCUUAAAGUCUUUUACCAUUUCCUCUACGUUUCGAUUUUUCUGGCCUUGUUUCUCAUGGUCAUGAACAUAGUCCAGAAAAAGGUCGUCUUCUCUCGCGCGGCUUACGCCGGGUGUGCCACUGUCGUGUGUGUUCUGAUCUUCGUCCCUCUUCUCAUCGCCAUUAAAGAAGAGCUUGUCAUAUGGAACAAUCUAAACAAUCAGCACUCUGUGGAAGACCCUCCUAGUCAUGAAGUUACGCAAAAACAGGAGGAGAUUGUCACAAAGAAAGUGGAUAUUGAUGAUCAAAAAGAGAAGCAAAAGUCAUGUUUUUUGACCGCUUUCGACCCGCCUCCAAGAGGAGAGGACUACACCAUUUUACAAGCUUUACUGAGCUUAGACAUGAUGAUUCUCUUCCUCGCAACUCUCUGCGGUCUCGGAUCGAGCCUGACCGCAGUCGACAAUCUGGGCCAAAUCGGCGAGUCUCUGGGAUACCCGGCGAGAACUGUGAGCUCAUUUGUUUCCCUAGUCAGCAUAUGGAACUACUUCGGGAGAGUCUUUUCCGGGUUCGUCUCGGAAGGUCUUAUGGUCAAGUGGAAAGUCCCUCGUCCUCUGAUGAUGACUUUCGUUCUUCUUCUGUCCUGCGCUGGUCACCUUCUGAUUGCCUUUCCAAUACCAGGUUCUGUCUACAUAGCUUCUGUUAUUAUCGGAUUCUCUUUUGGUGCACAAUUGCCUUUGCUCUUCGCAAUCAUUUCCGAGCUUUUCGGGCUAAAGUACUACUCAACGUUGUUCAAUUGCGGCCAACUGGCGAGUCCUUUAGGCUCUUACAUACUAAACGUCAGGGUCGCUGGUAUGCUUUAUGACAGAGAGGCGUUGAAGGAGUUGGCGCAGAAAGGGUUGGAUAGGAAAUCUGUGAAGGAGCUUAUUUGUAUUGGGAAAAACUGUUAUAGGGUCUCGUUUACGAUUUUGGCUUGUGUCACCUUCUUUGGAGCUCUCGUGUCGCUUAUUUUGGUGGUGAGAACGAGGGAGUUUUACAGAGGUGAUAUAUACAAGAAGUUCAGAGAAGAGAGGGAAGCUGAGGAGAAGGAUUUGGCUUUAUCUUCUCCUAAUGGGAGGUAGAUUAAUUAGUCGCUCAAUUAUAGUGAGAAUUCAAUUAGAUUAGAAGA